Molecule: messenger RNA, 7716 nt
Organism: Cuculus canorus (common cuckoo)
Lineage: Eukaryota; Metazoa; Chordata; Aves; Cuculiformes; Cuculidae
Gene: MYO5C
Product: myosin VC
Exons: 41
Coding region: 14-5221 (1735 amino acids)
Biological process (GO): vesicle transport along actin filament; actin filament organization
Cellular component (GO): myosin complex; cytoplasm; actin cytoskeleton
Molecular function (GO): actin filament binding; ATP binding; microfilament motor activity
Source: RefSeq, a predicted model, not a curated record
CCGGCGCUGCCCCAUGGCGCUGCCCGGGCUGUACGCGCAGUACAACAGGGUUUGGAUCCCUGAUAGUGAAGAAGUUUGGCAGUCUGCAGAAAUCACAAAAAACUAUAAAGCUGGAGACCGUUUUCUCUCUGUGCGAUUAGAAGAUGGAACUGAACUGAAUUACGCUGUUGAUCCAGCUGCUUUGCCACCCCUACGAAAUCCUGACAUACUUGUUGGUGAAAAUGACCUCACUGCACUCAGUUAUCUCCACGAGCCAGCUGUUCUACACAAUCUUAAAGUUCGUUUUGUGGAGUCUAAGCUUAUCUACACCUAUAGUGGAAUAAUUUUGGUUGCAAUAAACCCCUAUAAACAAUUGCCAAUAUAUGGAGAUGCUAUUAUCCACGCAUAUAGUGGCCAAAACAUGGGAGACAUGGAUCCACAUAUAUUUGCUGUGGCAGAAGAAGCAUACAAGCAGAUGGCAAGAAAUAACAAAAAUCAGUCUAUUAUAGUCAGUGGAGAAUCAGGAGCUGGAAAGACCGUGUCUGCAAGGUACACUAUGAGAUACUUUGCCACUGUGAGUAAGUCAAGCAGCAAUGCACACAUGGAGGAUAAAGUACUGGCAUCCAAUCCAAUAACCGAGGCUGUUGGUAAUGCAAAAACCACGCGGAAUGAUAAUAGCAGUCGGUUUGGGAAAUACACUGAAAUCAGUUUUGAUCAAAGUUACCAAAUCAUUGGAGCUAACAUGAGAACAUACCUGCUUGAGAAAUCCAGAGUUGUCUUUCAGUCAGAGAAUGAAAGGAACUACCAUAUAUUUUAUCAGUUGUGUGCAUCUGCUGUGCAACCUGAAUUUAAGCAACUUAAAUUGGGAAGCGCAGAAGAAUUUAACUACACAAGAAUGGGUGGCAACACAGUAAUAGAAGGAGUUGAUGAUAGAGCAAAUAUGGUGGAGACUCAGAAGACGUUUGCCUUACUGGGUCUGAAGGGGGAUUUUCAGAUGGAUGUUUUUAAAAUGUUGGCAGCAAUUCUACACUUAGGCAACGUAGGAAUAAAGGCUGUUGGAGAUGAAAGAUCAUCCAUCAGUCUGGAAGAUAAACAUCUUAAUAUAUUCUGUGAACUUCUGGAUUUGAACUGUGACAAAAUGGCACAGUGGUUGUGCCACCGAAAGAUUAUGACUACCUCGGAGACCGUAAUAAAGCCAAUGACAAGAGCUCAGGCUGUUAAUGCAAGGGAUGCUCUGGCAAAGAAGAUCUAUUCUCAUUUAUUUGACUUUGUUGUGGAAAGAAUUAAUGAAGCUUUGCAGUUCCCUGGCAAGCAACAUACUUUUAUUGGUGUUUUGGACAUUUAUGGCUUUGAAACGUUUGAUAUCAACAGUUUUGAGCAAUUUUGCAUUAAUUAUGCUAAUGAAAAACUGCAGCAGCAAUUUAACCUGCAUGUCUUUAAACUUGAACAAGAAGAAUAUAUGAAGGAAGAUAUCCCAUGGACUUUAAUAGACUUCUAUGACAACCAGCCUGUCAUUGACCUUAUUGAAGCUAAAAUGGGAAUUUUAGAGCUUCUGGAUGAAGAAUGCUUGUUACCUCAUGGUACAGAUGAAAACUGGCUUCAAAAGCUAUAUAAUAAUUUUGUUGAUAAAAAUGCAUUCUUUGAAAAGCCAAGGAUGUCAAACACGUCUUUCAUCAUUCAACACUUCGCUGAUAAGGUAGAAUAUAAAUGCGAAGGAUUUCUGGAAAAAAACAGGGAUACAGUACAUGAAGUAUUGAUAGAAAUCUUGAAAGAGAGCAAGUUUCAUCUGUGUGCAAAUUUUUUUCAAGACAAUCCAGUGUCCGUUUCACCUUUCAGUUCAACUAUCAGCAUCAAGUCUGCAAGACCUGUUCUCAAGUCACCUAACAAACAGCUCCGGAUGACUGUGGGCAGUAAGUUCCGGAGUUCUUUGUCUUUACUUAUGGCGACACUCAAUGCAACCACCCCUCAUUAUGUACGAUGCAUAAAGCCAAAUGAUGAGAAGCUGCCUUUUGAGUUUGAUUCAAAAAGAGUGGCUCAGCAACUGCGAGCAUGUGGUGUUUUGGAGACUAUUCGGAUUAGCGCACAGAGCUACCCAUCCAGGUGGACUUACAUUGAGUUUUUCAGCCGUUACAGCAUUCUCAUGACACAGCAGGAACUUUCCAUAAAUGAUAAGAAGCAGAUUUGCAAGAUUGUUUUGCAGCGGCUAAUCCAGGAUCAUAACCAAUAUCAGUUUGGGAGAACAAAAAUUUUCUUCAGAGCUGGACAGGUUGCUUACUUAGAAAAACUGCGAUCUGAUAAACUGAGAAACGCAUGCAUCGUGAUUCAAAAGAGUGUUCGCGGAUGGCUGCAGCGGAAGAAAUUCCUUCGUGUAAAACAAGCAGCUGUUAUAGUACAGCAGUAUUUCCGAGGACAGCGGACCAUACGGCAAGCCAUAACUGCAAGAACUCUGAAGCAAACGUGGGCAGCUAUUGUUAUUCAGAAAUACUGUCGAGGUUACCUGGUCCGUAGAAUUUACCAGCUCAUCCAGGUGGCUGCUGUAACAAUUCAAGCUUAUACAAGAGGAUUUCUAGCAAGAAAAAAAUAUCGGAAGAUGUUUGAAGAAUACAAGGCAGUGAUCCUUCAGAAGCACGCCCGUGCGUGGCUUGCCAGGCGCAGAUUUCAGAAUAUUCGGCGGUUUGUAUUGAAUAUCCAACUCUCAUACAGAGUUCAGCAACUGCAGAAAAAGGUGGAAGAACAGAGUAGAGAAAAUCAUGGUUUACUGGAGCGAUUGACCAGUCUGGCUUCAACUCAUAUGAACGACAUGAAUACAAUUCAGAAACUCCAGUUAGAUCUUGAAAAGUUAACUGCUGAGAAGAGCAUAUAUGAAAAUGAAAGGAAAAAAUAUAAAGAGGACACUGAACAGAAAAUCUUAGAACUUGAGAUUCAGAAUAAAGAGUUACAAAACCAGAAGGAGAUCUUGGAAAUAAAACUCCAAGAAAAAAAUGAGGAAAUGAAAGAGAAAAUGGAUGACCUCACGAAGCAGCUCUUCAAUGAUGUACAAAAAGAAGAAAAUCAGAGAAUGAUACUUGAGAAAAAUUUCCAAAAUCAGAAACAGGACUAUGAAAAGGAGAUUGAAUCGCUUAAGGGAGAAAUUAAAGAUCUGAAAGAAGAAAAAAAUUGGCUACAACAUCAAAUUCAGCAAGAAACUGUCAUUCAGGAUGGCUUGAAGAUGGAAGUAGGGCAACUAGCAAAACAAGCAGAGAAAAUACCUGAGUUGCAAAAGGAAAUUGAACUGCUACAGACACAAAAAUUGGAUGUUGAAAAGCAGUCCCAGUCACAGAAGCGAGAAUUGAGGGAAAAGAUGUCAGAAGUUACGAAACAGCUUCUUGAAAGUUAUGAUUUUGAUGAUGUGAGAAGCAGACUUUCUACAGAGGAUUUGGAACACUUAAAUGAAGAUGGAGAACUGUGGUUUGCUUAUGAGGGCUUGAAAAAGGCUACAAGAGUAAUGGAAAGCCAUUUCCAAUCUCAGAAGGAAAUAUAUGAAAAGGAGAUUGAAGGUUUGAAUUUUAAAGUUGAACAUCUUAGCCAAGAUAUUAAUCAUCUACAAAAAUUAUUUCGAGAGGAAAAUGACAUAAAUGAUGGUAUUCGACUUGAAGUUAGCAGGCUAACUUCAGAAAACCUGGUGAUCCCAGAUCUUAAACAGCAAAUUUCUGAACUUGAAAAUCAAAAAUUAGAUCUUGAAAACCGUCUUCAGGAACAGACUGUAAAAUUGAAAGAGAUGUCUAACCGGCUGCAUUAUGAACUAGAGGAUAGAAAACAAACACGAACAAAUGAGGCCCAGAAUGAAAUGGACAUAAAAGAAAAAGAGACACUGAAAGUCACAACCCAAGAAAUUGAAGGACUGAGCAAUGGUUUGAAUCAAGAUGAAAUCCUGAAUGGAGUAAAAAGCAAGAUAAAGCACGAAACAACUCGACUUACUGUAGAAAACAUGGAUCUUGAAGAAAAACUAGACAUGAAAGAUAGAAUCAUAAAGAAAUUGGAGGAUCAGAUCAAAACUCUUACCAAGGCUAUUGAAAAAACUGAAGCUCCUGUGCCAACUUCAACCAAAGAGUACGUUGGAAUGAUGGAGUACAAAAAAGAGGAUGAAGAAAGGAUCAUUCAAAAUCUGAUCCUUGAUUUAAAGCCACGUGGAGUUGUAGUCAAUAUGAUACCUGGCCUUCCAGCUCACAUCCUAUUCAUGUGUGUGAGGUAUGCAGAUUAUCUGAAUGAUGCUGACAUGCUGAAAUCUUUCAUGAACGUAACUAUUGAUGGUAUCAAACAAGUUGUUAAGGAGCAUUCAGAAGACUUUGAGAUGUUGUCCUUUUGGCUUUCCAACACAUACUAUUUUCUUAACUGUUUGAAGCAGUACAGCGGGGAAGAGGAAUUUAUGAAGUGUAACACUCCACGUCAGAAUAAGAACUGUUUGAAGCAUUUUGAUCUCUCAGAAUACAGACAGAUUCUUAGUGAUUUGUCUAUUCGCAUCUAUCAACAAUUCAUUAUUGUAAUGGAGAACAACAUUCAGCCCAUGAUUGUACCAGGCAUGCUGGAAUAUGAGAGUCUUCAGGGAAUUUCUGGCUUGAAACCUACAGGGUUCCGUAAACGUUCCUCUAGUAUAGAUGACACGGAUACCUACACAAUGACCUCUAUCCUGCAACAGCUCAGCUACUUUUAUAGUACUAUGUGCCAGAAUGGCUUGGACUCUGAGCUUUUAAAGCAGGCAGUGAAGCAGCUUUUUUUUCUGAUUGGAGCUAUCACCCUCAACAGUCUCUUCCUCCGCAAGGACAUGUGCUCCUGCAGAAAAGGAAUGCAGAUAAGAUGUAAUAUCAGCUACUUGGAAGAAUGGCUUAAGGACAAGAAUCUUCAAAGCAGCAAUGCCAAAGAAACCUUGGAGCCUCUGUCUCAAGCAGCGUGGCUCCUUCAGGUCAAAAAGAUCACAGAUGAUGAUGCCAAGGAAAUAUGCGAACACUGCACAUCUCUUUCAACUGUGCAGAUAAUUAAGAUCCUCAACUCAUACACUCCAAUAGAUGAUUUUGAGAAAAGAGUGACUCCAUCAUUUGUUCGUAAAGUCCAGGCUAUGCUAAACAAUCGUGAGGAUGUUCCGCAGUUGAUGCUGGAUACCAAAUAUCUCUUUCAAGUGACGUUUCCUUUCACCCCCUCUCCACAUGCCUUGGAAAUGAUACAAGUCCCCAGCAGCUUCAAACUUGGCUUUCUCACAAGGGUUUAAUAAAACCAAUGCAUGGGUAUUUCCUCAGGGACUGUAGAAAGACAGGCAGACUUUCAUGAUUCAUUUCUCCAGCUGGUGGAUAGUAUGGGAGCUUUCAGUGAAUUAAGCUGUUAAAAACUUGUUCUUGAGUCAAGACUUGAAAAGUGGGACUACUUUCAGCUUGUGAUUUCUUUCUCUCUCUUCUUACUCUUCUCUCUUCAUUACAGUCCUACAAUGAUGACUUUAUAUCAUCAGGUGAACACAAAGCUAACCAUGCAGUUUUUUAGCCCAAACCUGACAGGAAAACCAUUUAUCUGACAAGUUUGCAUUGGUGCCCUUUCAGCACCAGUCAGAAUGGAGAACAAUAAAGAUUAUUACUUUAUGAUUUUCCUUCUCUUGCUGUAACAAGAGAUAUUUUUUAUCUUAAGGUAAAUCUGUUUAGUGCCUUGACAUACUGGAUCUGUUUUAGAGUAAGCCUUCACCCUUCUAUGCUUCUCAUACCUUUAUUCCUUUCAUAAAAGAAGUCUUUUAUAACACUUCUUCCAGAAAGGUGUUGUAGGAUGGAAGGGAAGAUCUUUCCACAGUUGUUUAUAAAAAAUCAAUAUAAAUAGCUACAUUGAAACUAGGGAUCUGAGAUCAUUCUAAGAGAAUUGCUGUUAUAAACCCACAUUGUCUUUUUGUAGGCAUGCUGGCUGGGCUCACCCUGAAUGCUUGUGUUACAGCUCACGCACACUAGACAGCUCUUCAGGCAGGGCAGAAGGAUUCAGGUGCUCUUCUUGGAUACAGAUUUCAGUUUUGUGCUUUGCAGUGACAAGUCUGGAUUUUCGUAUCAGUCACUAUAAUAGAAAAGUCAGAUGUAAAAUUCACAUCAUGAUCCAGGUUUGAAUUAUAAGCUUGUUACUUUAAAAAACAGGGUUCAUCUCUAGUGCAGUGUGUUUCAGAAUAUACACUGUGUAUGCACACGUCUGCGCAUCUUGUUUCUUCCUUUUCUUUUUGCUGGUUUCCUUCUUCCGGUCCAGACACUGAUAGGAGCGAAUGCAGCUACUGUGGUCUGGUCUUACUGAUAAACCAAGCUUAAAUCCUUGCCUUUCACCUUUAUUUAUUUCAUUUCAAUUGCAGGAUCCUUAGAAGCAGAAGCGCUCCCGUUUUUUUGUUCUGCCUUCUCCCUGUAGUCAGAAUGCAGUGAACAGUAACUUUAUUUAGUACUGGACCCUGUCAGAACAACUGGAGAAACAGCGUUCAACUCAGUACCAUGAUGUCUGUCCUUAAAGUCCUCAGUAAAUAAUGGUAGUUUUCUAGCUAGUCUAUUAGACAGAGUUAUUAAAAUAGAGUACAAAAGCUUUGAAAUAUUUAAUGGAUUCUAAUUAAUUUAAUUACUUCAAAUAUUACAGGAAAGAACAUUGAUUUGAAUAUUUUUUUGAUACACAGUAUCAGUAGUUCUUGUUUAAUUUCACAGAACAAACUGUAAAUAUAAAGAAGGAAUCAUUCUUGCUAUUUAGUAUCCUUGGUGUUUACUGUGUACAGUGAAAUAUUCUUGGUGAUAUCCACAGAGAUAUAUUAAAAAUAUAGGAAAGAAAACUGUUGUGUUUUGUUCAAUAGCAGUAAAAGCUGUAUAAAAUAUCACAGACGUAGGUAGACUAGUGUUUUGAUCUUUUAAAUAAAGUAGCUUUUAAAUCAAUUUGUACUGCUUUGAGUGAUGCAAUGGUUGGGUCUUCAGGACAGGAUUAUCUGAAAGAAGUUACUUGAAACUGUGGGAACAUUAGUGAAUGCUGUCUGCAUUAUAUUGCACCAUGAACAUUUGUUUAAUGGUUCUGUUGCUUUGCUGUAACAUCACUUAUCUUCCUGGUAGAACAGUUGGCUCUGCACGAAUUUCUGUAAAUAUUUUAGUGCAAGGAAUUUUGUUGCUGUAAUUUGUACAUGGCUGUUUUUACAUUACUGGAGCUGCAUGUCUGUUACCUGGUAUGGUGUGAGUAAAAUCACAGUCCACUCUUACAUCUAUGUCACAUAGAAGUGUCAGAAGAUAUGUAUGUUUUUAUGAUAAAAAUUAUUGAUCAAGGGCAAUUGUUCUGGCAAUUUGGUGUUGGGUUGCUUUGAGAGGUUUGUGUGAAGUAUGCUGUUAACACCAUGUGUGCAAACAAAAAAAGGGUCUUUUUAAAGAAAGUUCAAAGUUAUCAGUGUGAACUGUAUUGUCUCAGGAACUCCUCUGGCUUUUGCUGACAGUACAUAGUCAGUCGACCAGUGUGUAGGUAUGAAAUUCUGUUAUCUGUAAUUCUUCUAAAUGUAAGGAGCUGUUCUAGUGACGGUAGAUACACAAAUGAGGCAUUACUGAGGUUAACAUUCAUAGAAUAUUAGUAAAGGAGAAAGCUCGUUCAUUCAAAUGGGAAAAUGCUGGAUGAUGAUCCAUUACUGCAGUGGGAAAGCACUUAAAUGGCUUGUGGAGAGAUGCGUAAGAUUCUAUUGGCAUCUUCGGGUGCACUUAGACACGAGACCUACAGUUCCUGGGAACAGGACUAGGC